Messenger RNA from Trematomus bernacchii (emerald rockcod), 2832 nucleotides. RefSeq names its product sodium- and chloride-dependent GABA transporter 2-like. Gene Ontology annotation, cellular component: membrane. Gene Ontology annotation, biological process: sodium ion transmembrane transport. NCBI's taxonomy places the organism in Eukaryota, Metazoa, Chordata, Actinopteri, Perciformes, Nototheniidae. The transcript has 14 exons. The record is from RefSeq and is a predicted model, not a curated record. The coding region runs from base 11 to 1786 and encodes 591 amino acids.
CCCAAGGAUCAUGGCAGACUCUCUGGGCCAGCUGUGCUAUCUCCCUCCUAAGGCUUCUUCACAAAAAGUCACAGAGCGUGGCAAAUGGGGCAGCAAAAAGGAGUUCAUUCUGUCGGUGGCUGGUGCUAUUAUUGGACUGGGAAAUGUGUGGAGAUUUCCAUAUCUGUGCUACAAAAAUGGUGGUGGUGCCUUCUUCAUUCCUUACAUCCUGUUCCUUGUGACCUGUGGUGUUCCUCUGUUCAUACUGGAGGUAUCCCUGGGCCAGUACACCAGUCAGGGAGGAAUCAUGUGCUGGAGAAUGGUCUGUCCCUUGUUGGAAGGCAUAGGAUACGCCAGCCAAAUUAUCAUUUUCUAUGGCUGUAUCAGCUACGUUGUGAUUUUAGCCUGGGCUUUUCUCUACUUGUUUGCCUCAUUCUCUGCUGAGCUGCCAUGGGCCACAUGCAAUAACACAUGGAAUACAGAUUCUUGUGUGGUAUUGAACAACUUUAACGCCACUGCUAACUGGACCUCGUCUGUGAAUGCAUCAUCGUCUAUACUAGAGUUUUGGCAACGACGAGUGCUGAAUAUCUCCACUGGCAUAGAGGCAUUGGGAAACAUACAGGGGGACCUUGCUUUGUACCUUUUUCUGGCCUGGGCCCUCUGCUACUUCUGCGUCUGGAAGGGAGUGAGAUCCACGGGAAAGGCUGCCUACUUCACAGCCACGUUCCCCUUCAUCAUGCUGGUGGUGCUGUUUAUCAGAGGAAUGACGCUUCCUGGAGCCAUCCAUGGCAUCAAGUACUACCUGUACCCCAAUCUCACACGGCUCGUUGAGCCACAGGUUUGGAUGGAUGCUGGAACCCAAAUAUUUUAUUCCUAUGCCAUUUGUCUGGGAUGCCUGACUACGCUUGGGAGCUACAACAAGUACAACAACAACUGUUACAGAGACUCCUUCUAUCUCUGCUUGUUAAACAGCGGGACCAGCUUUAUAUCUGGAUUUGCCAUUUUCUCAGUUUUGGGCUACAUGUCACAAAAACAGGGUGUCGACAUUGCUUCAGUUGCCGAUUCAGGCCCCGGCCUUGUGUUCAUAGUCUACCCACAAGCUGUGACCCUUCUGCCAUUUCCUCAAGCCUGGUCCGUCUGCUUCUUCGUCAUGAUCAUCUUGUUAGGAAUAGAUGGACAGUUUGUUGGGCUUGAAAGUCUCAUGACCUCUCUAUCAGACGUCUACCCAUCCCAGAUCCGAAAAGGAUAUCGCAGAGAGCUUCUUCUGCUGCUGAUCUGUGCUGUCUCCUAUAUGUUAGGCCUCGUUUUGGUGUCACAGGCUGGAGCAUACAUUCUGCAGAUAUUUGAUCACUAUGUAUGCAGUGGUCCCACUCUGCUUCUGAUGGCAAUCUUCCAGUCUGUGAUUAUUGGAUGGAUCUAUGGUGCUGACCGCUUCUGUGACAACAUUGAGGACAUGAUUGGGUAUAAACCUAUGUCCCUGUUAAAGUACUGCUGGAUGUAUGCCACGCCUCUUAUUUGCAGUGGCACACUUGUGUUUAUGCUCCUGAAAUACACCCCUCUGAAGUUCAACAACUCCUACGUGUAUCCUUGGUGGGCAUACUGGAUCGGCUGGUUCCUGGCCAUGUCAUCUCUCUCGAUGAUUCCUGUGACCAUGGUCUGCAAACUGGCCAAAGAAAAAGGAACUCUCUGGCAGCGUAUCAAUUCAUGCUCCCAACCUGCAGAUGAUCUUACAAUGAGGACAACGAGAAAUGCAAGCAUCAGCGCCUCCCUGCAAGCCCCUGAUGCUGGACAAAACAUCAAAGUGUAAUAAAAUGCCAUUUCUCUUUUAGUUUUAUAAUCUUUUUUUGUUGCAUUUCAAAAAUAUGUAGAGCAGAUUUUCUAUAUGUAUAUGGUGGUGUGUAUUGGUUUCCAGAUUUUUUUUAAAAGGGGAUCUAUCCGAAUACAGUAUACUAAAUGUCUAAUAUGUUUGAAUUGUUUCAGAUACUGAUUGUAUACUGUACUAAAUAGAGUUGCAAACUAUUUUCAAAAAUGUGCUUCUGAAAUAGGCCUACCUCAAAUCUUAAAAUACAAUAAUGUUCUGAAUGUUUCAGCCCAUUCACAACUUUUACAUUAUUGCCUUCUGUAAGUAGGGAAUUACUGUAGUUUAUUACUGUUCACAUCACAUUAUCAAAAUGAAUUUACUGAAACUUUGAAUUCAUUUUAAAUAAACAUCCAUCACAGUGAGCAAAAGGAUGGUUAAACGUAAAGUGCUGCCUAAAAUGUGAAAGUACGCAAGACACAAGAGUGCUGAAUAACAAGCAUGGUGCUUAUAAAGGGCCUUCCUCACUUCUAGUAAUUCCUUUACUAAAGUAGAUUUCAAAUAUUUCUCUAUAACAAUGUCUAGUGUAUAAGAUGAACACAAAAAACAAUGAUGUAAUCAAUGUUGUUGUAUUGUUGUAUUUAAAUUAAAAGAAAUUGGGAAACAGUUUAAAAAAAAAUUAACAUGUAAGAUAUUGCGUGAAUUUAGGAUAAGUAUCAGUGGCAAAAUAGACUCAACUCAGGGGUGCACUUGGUGUCUUUGUGAUAAAAUGUGCGGGAGUCUCUGAAGGUUCUGACGACAUUAACAUUAUCAGUAGUGCUGACAUUGAUUUAUCAGAAACAAGUCUCUUAGUUCUUACAUCUGUGAUGUGACCUUGACUACAGUAAAACAAACUCAUCUCAUUGACUACCUACAUUUUCUUUGAGAUUUAUACUGAUUUAAGAGAAAUUGAUGCUUUUCCCUGUCUGAUAUUUCAUAUAUUAAGCCAAAUAAAUAUACUUGUUCAUGCUGUUAAAAUAAGUGUUCAACUACUUGCUGCUUGAAUGUAUAAUGCA